AUGCUUGUCGACUUUCAGCGGAGAAAAAUCAACUGUUUAGUUUGCGUACAAGUCGUACAAGUGUUAGUGUCCUCCAGAGUUGGUCCUUUAGUUGUUUACCAAGGUCGAGUAAAUGGAGCACGGUAUAUUGAUAUUAUUAAUCAAAGUUUACCCGUAUUUACCAAGAAAAUGUUCAGAAGAAAUGAGAAAUGGUCAUUUAUGCAAGAUAACACACCUCGUCAUAAAAGUAAGUUUAGCAUGGCGAGGUUCGAAAUGAAGGAGAUGAAGAUUCUGGAGUGUCCGACGACAUCACCUGACCUAAAUUCCAUCGAAAAAUUAUGGGACAUAAUUGAUAAAAAAUUGAAUGGAGUAAAACCAACCAAUGCGCAAUAUCUUGAACAACUAAUACACAACAUUUGCUCUGAAAUUGAUCCAACAACUUGUCAACAGUUAGUUGAAUCGAUGCUUCGUCGUCUACACGCAUGUAUUAGUGUUAAGGGAGGAACAUCAGCAAAAUCUUGA
Didymodactylos carnosus is the source of this 501-nucleotide messenger RNA. The record is from the annotation of a GenBank genome assembly. NCBI's taxonomy places the organism in Eukaryota, Metazoa, Rotifera, Eurotatoria, Philodinida, Philodinidae.